Naumovozyma dairenensis CBS 421 is the source of this 1686-nucleotide messenger RNA. RefSeq names its product putative amidase (gene AMD2). The transcript has a single exon. NCBI's taxonomy places the organism in Eukaryota, Fungi, Ascomycota, Saccharomycetes, Saccharomycetales, Saccharomycetaceae. The record is from RefSeq and is a predicted model, not a curated record. The coding region runs from base 1 to 1686 and encodes 561 amino acids.
AUGUCAGCUACUUGGGAAGAUAUAGUCAAAGAAAAACGAUCUCAAUUGUACAAUAAAAUUCCCAAAGAAUGGAGAUUUGAUGAGAAAAUACUAAAUCGAUUAAAAGCAGAUAAGACAAGUCUUUCUAAAAACUUAGAUCUGGUAUGCCCAGAACUUGAAAACGAAAUAACUCAUUCAACGAUUCUAAAGCUAAAAGAAAAAAUCUCAUCAAAUACUUUAACCUGUUAUCAAGUGUCAUAUGCUUUUUGCCAUAGAGCUGCUUUAAUCCAUCAGGUUUUAAAUUGUCUUUCGGAAAUAAUGUUUCAAAAUGCUCUAGAAUAUGCAAAAAAUUUAGAUAUCAAUAAAUCGAAGAUCUCGGAGUUACCACCCUUAUAUGGCAUCCCAAUAUCAUUAAAGGAUCAAUGUAACGUUGUCGGCGUAGAUACCACGCUUGGAUACGUAUCGAGAGCAAUGAAACCUAAAGAAUUGAACGAUGAAUCUUUGAUCGUUACAUUAUUAGAAAGUUUAGGUGCGGUUACUUAUGCCAAAACAACUGUACCUCCCUCCAUGAUGGCUACAGAAACUAAUUCCAAUCUGUUUGGAUAUACACUCAAUGGAUUAAAUCAAAAUUUUUCAACUGGCGGUUCCUCUGGAGGCGAAGGUGCUCUAAUUAGUUGUUCUGGAUCUUUGUUAGGACUAGGUACCGAUAUUGGAGGAUCUAUUAGAAUUCCAAGCUCUUAUCAUGGAUUAUUCGGAUUGAAACCAAGUACUGGUAAAAUUCCAUAUUUAAAAGUAGAUAAUUCAUUCGAGGGUAGAGAAAUAAUCCCAAGUGUUAUAGGGCCUUUGGCUAAAGACUUAGAUGAUUUACGAUAUUUCUUGGAAGUAAUAGUCAAUCAUUGUAAACCCUGGAAAUAUGACGUGAAUUGCUCACCAUAUGAAUUUUCACAUUACAAGGACUACGAACUUCGAAAAGAAAAGGGGAAACCUUUUAUUGUCGGGAUAUGGUAUGGUGAUGGAGUUAUUACUCUGCCACCUAGCGAUUUAAGGGCAUUAAAAUAUUGUAAGGAGGUAAUCGAUCAAGCACUCAUCGCUGGUGAACAUAUUCGCACAAUGGAAUGGGACCCGCCUGUUGAAUUAAAUAAGGAGCUCCAUGACCUCGCUAUGGAAGCAGAUAUCGCAGAUGCUGGUAAUGAAAUCUCUUUGGAAUUUUCUAAAAGUGGCGAACCAACAAUAGAUAUUUUAAAGCCUAUGGUUGAAAUAACCAACUCUCAUACAUAUUCAGUAAAUCAAUGGUGGGAUUUGAGCAGACGUUGUUAUAUUACGAAGCAAAAGUUCAGGGAGUAUUAUAAUUCAUUAGCUGAAGAUCAAAGACCCGAUGUUAUCAUUGCACCAACGACUUUGACAGCGUUUCGGCCGGGCGAUAUGAUGAAAACCUCAUUGAGAUACAUUUUGUUUGUGAAUGUUUUGAAUUUUCCUUCACUAUCUAUUCCAGUUGGCAAUGUUGAUUUGAUGAAAGAUCAAAAAAUGGAUGUCACAACGGCACUGAAUCCUGAAGAUGAAAUGGUGAUACAAUAUUGGAAUUCAUUGGUUGAUUCAGGUGAGGUUGAGAAUUUCCCUAUCGGUUUGCAAAUUAUUAGUCCAAUUUUCCAAGAUGACAAUGUUUGUCGAUUUGGCUCGUGGUUAAUGCAUAAAAUUGAUAAGAAAUAA